Messenger RNA from Cornus florida, 995 nucleotides. Its product is annotated as non-specific lipid-transfer protein 1-like. The transcript has a single exon. Gene Ontology annotation, cellular component: membrane. Gene Ontology annotation, molecular function: lipid binding. Gene Ontology annotation, biological process: lipid transport. Lineage: Eukaryota; Viridiplantae; Streptophyta; Magnoliopsida; Cornales; Cornaceae. Bases 75 to 548 code for a protein of 157 amino acids. The record is from RefSeq and is a predicted model, not a curated record.
UUCUGAGAUUGGUUAGGUUCUCUCUUCUUUGCUUUUAUACAGUACUCCUGUUUUCGGGUUUUGGUACUACGUGAAUGGCUAGUUCAGGGAGGAUGCUUAAGGUGGCUGUUUUGGUGGUCAUGUGCAUGGUGGUGGCUGCGCCACAAGCCCAAGCAGCUGCUGCUGUGACAUGCGGUGAAGUGGCUACUUACCUGGCUCCGUGUGGUGCCACCGUGGCUUAUCCGGUUGCGUCGCAGUUUUGCUGCACUGGGGUUAAAACCCUCUUCGGCUUCGAACAAACUACUCUGCCUCAAAGACAGGACGCUUGCAAGUGCUUGAAAUCAGCUACUGGUGCCAUCUCCACUAUGGACAUUGGCUUUGUUUUCAAAGUCCUAAAAUUAUGCGGUGCCAAAAUUCCCUCUAUCAGCAAAACCACCGACUGCUCCAAGUACACAUCUCUCCAUUCAUUUAUUUUACAUGUGCAAUCAUACAGUUGUGUAGCAAAUUUAAAUGUUCUAUAUAUAUUCUGGUUAGAUAAAUUGAUGCUAAUCUUAUGUUUUUUUAAUUAAAUAAUCUUUUAUAACUCCCAAUUAUUUGGAAAAGGUUUUAAUAUAAUGGUAAAAUAUUCCUUUUCCUUUGAUGUAUUCAACUCGUGAUAUUUUAGAAACAAUUUUUUUUUUUUUUUUAUUUAAGUACUUCACACUUUAUUCAUAUUACAACUCCAACAUUCCUUUCAAAUUAUACCAUUAAACUAAAGACCUUUCAUAAUAGAUUUAUAAAAAAAAAUACAUUAAACUCCCCACAAAACCCGUCCAAUUCCUGUCACAUGCAUCAUACUCUCAUAAUCUUCUUAAACUGUAUAAGAAUAAAUAACAUAGUUGUGGAAUUCGAAAUUUGCAUGGCAGCAAAUAAAGAAGAUCUAGGUUACAUGCGUUACAGUAUGCAAAUAUAAAAUAAGUGUCCAAAUUAAUAAAAUAGUAACAUAUUUCAAAAGUUUAAAGUUUUAACUUUGUGUG